Messenger RNA from Microdochium trichocladiopsis, 1722 nucleotides. RefSeq names its product auxin efflux carrier. The coding region runs from base 1 to 1722 and encodes 573 amino acids. The record is from RefSeq and is a predicted model, not a curated record. Lineage: Eukaryota; Fungi; Ascomycota; Sordariomycetes; Xylariales; Microdochiaceae. The transcript is spliced from 3 exons. Gene Ontology annotation, biological process: transmembrane transport. Gene Ontology annotation, cellular component: endoplasmic reticulum; membrane.
AUGGCCUGGUCCUUUACCUCGCCGACCUCAUUCCGCUUGAACAAUGGAUCCGAUACCUGGGCAGCGUCCAUGUCGCGGGCGGCGCCGGUCAUGGAGAUCAUGAAAUCGCACGAGUCGCACCCGUCCAUCGAUCGCCUUAUCGUCUUGGUGUUUAGUGCGGUGAUGGAAGUGGUCUGUGUCAGUCUGCCAGGUUAUAUCAUUGCGAGGCUCGGUCACUUCGAUGCCGACAAGCAAAAGUUCAUUGCCAAUCUGAACGUCAUGCUCUUCACCCCAUGCCUUGUCUUCACGAAGCUCGGCUCACAACUAAAUGCCGAAAAGCUGGCUGACCUCGCAGUCAUUCCGGUCAUCUUUGUGGUGCAGACGCUCGUUUCAUAUGCCGUCUCUGUGGUCGUAUCCAAGUUACUUGGCCUUGGCAAGCGCCCUUCAAACUUCAUUACUGCCAUGGGUGUUUUUGGUAACUCCAACUCGCUACCCAUCUCCCUGGUGCUUUCGCUCUCAGCUACCCUCAAGGGCCUGCACUGGGAUAGAGUGCCCGGCGACAACGACGACGAAGUUGGUGCGCGUGGCAUCCUCUACCUUCUUGUGUUCCAGCAGCUUGGGCAGCUUGUCCGGUGGAGCUGGGGAUACCACGUCCUCCUCGCGCCCAAGAGCAAAUACCCCGAGUAUCAAGUCGAGACAACAGAGGAGGGCAGAUACAGAGACGACCCUACCAUGGAUGCUUCGCGGGAGACCUUGAUCCCCGGGCUGGACGGCAGCAGUCGUGAUGAGCACUACGGUACUGAGACCUCGAGCGAGUCGGAUGGCUAUGAGCCUGCCGGCCGCACUCCCGUUGCAGGCUCCUCGCGAGUAUCGCUUCACGACCCGAAGAACAAGAACGUCUCUCCUCCUCGGCAUCACCUGGAGCCUAACAGCGGGCCUUUCGCUACUCCUUACGAGCAACCCGACGACGACAUUCUAUCGUUCCCACGGAUGACAGACUGCCACGAGCCAGUGGAACCUCAGCAUGGCAUCAAGGGUCAAUGGGCUCGGGUCAAGAGGACAUGCCACACUAAGUGGGUCUCGUUCAAGCAGUCUUGCUCAUCCACGUCAAGGACCGCGUGGGCGAAGCUCCCUGCGCCCAUGCGAGUUGCUCUGUCUGCCAUCGGUCGGGUGUCCGUUCGCUUCUACAACUUCCUCUGGGAGUUUAUGAACCCCCCACUCUGGGCCAUGCUCAUCGCCAUGGUUGUGGCCUCCGUUCCCGAGCUCCAGCGCAUUUUCUUCAAGGAGGGCACUUUCGUGAACAACAGUGUCACGAGCGCCAUCACACAAAGCGGUGGAGUCGCUGUCCCGCUAAUUCUGGUCGUGCUUGGUGCCAACUUGGCCAGGAACACCCAAGGCCGCGAGUCGCACGAUCCCGAGGAGGAGCGGAUUGGCCGCAAGCUGCUGAUUGCCUCUUUGGUGUGCCGCAUGCUUCUGCCCACGCUCAUCAUGGCCCCCAUCAUUGCUCUCUUUGCGAAAUAUGUUCCCGUCAGCAUUCUGGACGAUCCAAUCUUCAUCAUCGUCUGCUUCCUUCUUACCGGCGCCCCAAGCGCCCUCCAGCUUGCCCAGAUCUGUCAAAUCAACGAGGUCUAUGAGACUGUCAUGUCUCGCAUUCUCUUCCAGAGCUACGUUAUCUGGAUAUUGCCUUCCACGCUUGUCCUGGUGAUGUUGGCGAUGGAGACCCUCGAGUGGGCAAAAACGUAG